CACAGCAGUUCCGACAGCCUUUCCUCUUCACCCUCGACAGAACAGCUGGACUCGAGCAUCGUCAAUCGCAACGUCCAUCUCUUUUUUUUCGCACUAACAAUCAUGUCAGCGCAUACGCUGAGUCCGAGGUCCUCAACAGAGAGUCUGCAGAGCAGCUCUUCCACCUACUCUAUCCCCGACAAACUCGCUCCUGCUCUUUCUAGUCCCAUGGCCUGGGAAGGCGCUGAGCUCGACCCUGCGCAGUACAUUGUCGAGCUCUCAAGGUCCGAGGUCGACAACAUCCGCGCUGCUGUGGUUGGCUUCAAGCUUCAAAGGCUCCCGCGCAGCGAGAUAUCUCAGCGCACGUUCCCUCUGGCGGCAGAGCUGACGCGCAAGCUUUCCGGUGUCAGCAAGGAGCUUCACCACGGUCCGGGCGUGGUAGUGUUGCGCGGCCUGGAGGCAGCGCGAUUCAACGACGAAGAAGCUGUGGUCGCCUUCGCCGGCGUCUGCUCAUACGUUGCAAGAGAGCGUGCAACAGACUCGUACGCCAACCAGACGCUCAGCCAUGUCCGCGAUGCCACGAAGGAGGUAGUGCCGGCGUGGGCGAAGGAUAUCGGGCUUGCCGGUUCCAAGAUUACAGCUGCAAUGGAUUUCCACAGCGAUCGAUUCUCCGGAGAUAUCCUUGCUAUGCACGUCAGGAACGAUGGUGGGUCGGGCACUGGAGGUGGUCAGUACGUCGCUAGCUUCUGGAAAAUAUACAACGAGCUGCUGAGGACUGAACCUGGUGUGCUGGAAACCAUGGCCGAGGCGGACUGGCCCUUCGAGCUGAAGCAAAAGAACCAAGCACCACACCUUGAACUUGGUCCGACCCUGUUCUUCUCGAGAGGCAAGCCCAUAUGCCAGCUUGUCAAAGCGCCGCUCCUCGGAAGCCCACGCAUCCAGCGGGACACAAGUAUGCCGAAAGUUUCAGACAAACAGAUGUACAGCAUGCAUGUUAUUCAGAACUUGGCGACGCGAUUGAGCACAAAGCUCGAUCGCAAGCAGGGCGACAUACAGUUCAUCAACAACUUGAGCAUCAUGCAUGCUCGCGAGGCAUACCAGGGAACCAAUGGGAAGGCGAGCACUCGACAUUUGCUGCGCAUGUUCCUUCGGGAUCCCGGGAACGCCUGGGAGAAGCCGUCCCGAUUCCGAAACAACUUUGACGACCCCUUCACGCCCGGCAGGUCCCAACAACUGCCCAUCAUCGACAUGGAUCCGUGGCGCGCUAUCAGUGGCCGCGAGAGCCAUGGCUGAAUGCAUUUCUGCGGAAUAGGAAGGGAUUUUGCGGCACUUUGGGCAGCGCAUCCAAGGCUGAAGCAUUUACCACGUUUCAUGGGAUAGCGAGGAGUAUGGUGUGUGCAUUUUGGAGGGAAACCUCACUUCUGUCAUUCGUUCGCACAUGGGACCUUGCUGCAUUUACAGUUAAUCACGCGGUUCUCCAUCGUACAUAAUUUCGUUUCUUGACAUACUGAAAUGAAACGGGUCUUCUGACAGUCUCGCACAAUAUAGAAAUUGGACUCGAAGGCAAUCUUCCCUCGCUGACAUGUGAUCUUACAGCGCGACCCGAAACGUCAUCAAGCCCCAGCUUCUUUGA
Molecule: messenger RNA, 1612 nt
Organism: Didymella exigua CBS 183.55
Lineage: Eukaryota; Fungi; Ascomycota; Dothideomycetes; Pleosporales; Didymellaceae
Product: Clavaminate synthase-like protein
Exons: 2
Coding region: 103-1272 (389 amino acids)
Molecular function (GO): oxidoreductase activity
Source: RefSeq, a predicted model, not a curated record